AUGACCUCUCUCUGGUACUGCUGCGGCUGCAACUUCGGCCCUCACAACUCCUCCCUCUACGUCUCUUGCAUCCAGUGUGGAGAAGCGCGGUGCCCUCGCUGCAUUGAACAGAAAGAAGACUCAUUGAGCAUAAACAUCAAUAUCGACUCCCACUCCCACUCCCAUUCCAACAGCUGCAACCCAAUCUCCGCAUACCCAACCGCCGUCAUGAACUCUCCGCCCUCCACUCCAACGCUGGAGCCCACAGCCUCGCCCAUAGUCGUACCAGACCUCCCCGGUUUACGAACUCUACCCCGGGUCGACUGCUCAGGCAUCUCACCAGUCUCACUAAGUGGAACGCGAUACAACUCCGAGACCUAUAUGUACAUCUGCUGCGAAUGCAAUGAUGGACCUAAGAUAUACAACCAUCAGCCCCAGUGCGUGGUUUGCAACCAUAUGGCCUGCGCAGGCUGCACGUAUGUGAAGUGA
Penicillium bovifimosum is the source of this 468-nucleotide messenger RNA. RefSeq lists its product as uncharacterized. The transcript has a single exon. The record is from RefSeq and is a predicted model, not a curated record. NCBI's taxonomy places the organism in Eukaryota, Fungi, Ascomycota, Eurotiomycetes, Eurotiales, Aspergillaceae. The coding region runs from base 1 to 468 and encodes 155 amino acids.